Messenger RNA from Acomys russatus (golden spiny mouse), 1841 nucleotides. It is a transcript of the gene Txnl1, whose product is annotated as thioredoxin like 1. Bases 242 to 1120 code for a protein of 292 amino acids. The transcript is spliced from 9 exons. The record is from RefSeq and is a predicted model, not a curated record. NCBI's taxonomy places the organism in Eukaryota, Metazoa, Chordata, Mammalia, Rodentia, Muridae.
UGCUGGGUGCUUCGCGCCUUGCCUCCUCACGCUCUCCUCCCAGCCCGCGUCUCCUCCCCCUCGGCUCGCCUGUUCCCUGGCGUGACUCGGCACUCAGAGCUGCGGGGUGGACACGUCGUGGUCGCCGCUUCGGACCAGGCCCCGGCCUCCCGCAGCCUCUCCUGGGCCUCCCCUGGCCUUUCCUGUCUUUAAGUUUGGAAGCCGGAAGCGUCGUGGCCGCCCUGCCGGGCUCUCUGUGAGGAUGGUGGGAGUGAAGCCGGUCGGGAGCGAUCCGGAUUUCCAGCCGGAGCUGAGCGGGGCGGGCUCCAGACUUGCUGUGGUGAAGUUCACCAUGAGAGGGUGUGGGCCGUGUUUGAGAAUUGCCCCAGCAUUCAGCUCUAUGAGUAAUAAGUAUCCGCAGGCAGUUUUCUUGGAAGUAGAUGUACAUCAGUGCCAGGGAACAGCUGCCACGAACAAUAUAUCAGCAACACCUACAUUUUUGUUUUUUCGAAACAAAGUGAGAAUUGAUCAAUAUCAAGGAGCAGAUGCUGUGGGACUAGAAGAAAAAAUCAAGCAGCAUUUAGAAAAUGAUCCUGGAAGCAAUGAAGACACAGACAUUCCGAAAGGCUAUAUGGACUUAAUGCCUUUCAUUAACAAAGCUGGUUGUGAAUGCCUUAAUGAGAGUGACGAGCAUGGCUUUGACAACUGUUUACGCAAAGACAUGUCCUUCUUGGAGUCCGACUGUGAUGAGCAGCUACUUAUUACUGUGGCAUUCAACCAACCUGUUAAGCUUUAUUCCAUGAAAUUUCAAGGACCAGAUAAUGGUCAGGGUCCUAAAUAUGUAAAAAUUUUUAUCAACCUACCCCGGUCUAUGGAUUUUGAGGAGGCAGAAAGGAGUGAGCCGACUCAAGCUCUGGAACUGACAGAAGAUGACAUUAAAGAAGAUGGAAUUGUUCCUCUUCGUUAUGUUAAAUUUCAGAAUGUUAACAGUGUAACUUUAUUUGUUCAGUCUAAUCAGGGAGAAGAAGAGACAACAAGAAUUUCAUAUUUUACUUUCAUUGGUACUCCAGUCCAGGCGACAAAUAUGAAUGACUUUAAACGAAGAAUACAUAUUGGCAAGUUGAGAGUUGUCAGCCUGUGAAACAGUAGUUGGCAAAAAAGGGGAAAGCCAUUAGGGUACAAAAGACACUGGAAGACUUACUGCAGUCAGAUUUGCAGCUCCUGGAUAAUUGCUUGAUUCUCUUCGGAAACUGUUCAUCUUUUAUUUGUUGCCAUUACCAAUAAAUCAUUGCUUUUAUUCAGAUGGUAUCUCUAGUGUUUGUAUUGUAAUCUUGGUAUAUGCAGUUGUAAAUAAAAGUCACUACUUUUGCCAAGCUUAAAUUUUGUCAUUCCAUAUAAAUACAUUCUCUUUAUUUGAAAAUUGGCUAUUUUGUUCUGGUAAGACAUUGACUAAAAGCUUGUCUGUCUCUAGAGGAACAGGAUGUCACAGGAAUUUGAGAGCCCUUUCUACACACAUGGACUGUUCUGAUGCCUGGGUUUGGAAUAGCUAACCAUGUUUAAGUACGCACUGACUUAUAGUUCAUCAAAGCACACUUGGGUAUCUAGGCUUUAUAAAUUUACUCAAAUUUAUAAACAACCACUAAUCUUACCUACCACUGGUAAUUAAGAGGUUUAUAUUUUUGUUUUGUUUUUAGAGAUAGAGAGGCAGAGAGACUUGCUGUGUAGCAUAGGUUAGAUUAAUUGUUGGUAUUCUGUACCUGUCUCCCAAAUGCUGGUGUUGUAGACAUGUACCACCAAACCUGGCCUCAUGCAAGAUUUUAAUUCCUCCUGUAUAAACCUAAAAAUUAGAGUCAGCAAUUUUU